CUAUCAUAUUAUGUAAUGCUGGGAGUGUAGCAGAUUGUGUUGUGUUAUCAGCGCAAUGUGGGAGGGUGAAAUGAAGCUGAUAGGAAGUCUCCUGGCCUUUAAAAACAUAUGAAACAGCAGACAGUGUGGUGAGAGACAAAGCAUCAAAACUACGGAGCCUUCUGUGAAGCCAUGGCCUCCAGUCUCCCCCUCCUCCUGUUGGUCCUGUGCAGUCUGACUGUAGCUGAAGCCCAGCUAAAGCUGUUUAACCUGCGGGCUAGCGACCUUCCCUCCAAUAUCCUGGGAACUGCAGAUGCCUAUGUCAAGGUGUUCAGUGGCUCGGCCAUGCUGGGUAAAACAUCUGUUCGCAACAAUAACCCAAACCCCUGGUGGGAGGAGGAGUUCACCCACUUCAAGGCUCAGGAGAAUGACAUACUGAGGCUCGAGGUUCAUGACAGUGACUUCCUCUUUGAUGACCUGCUGGGAGUCUGCCAAAGACAGAUGAAGCUGGGAACCCAGGAGCAUGACUGCUUCCUGGAGAAAGGCGGAAUCCUCCAUUACUCCUAUACCCUCGAUAGACAAAGCCAGUAGACUUCUAUAGAUGUAUGAGACCUUUGGCUGUUACAGGCAAUCUGUAUUUACCACAGCAUGAUGCUAAUGUGUAGGUCCUGCAAUCUAUUAUUCAGGUUUUUGAUGUGAUAAAUCAUUACCCAAAGAGACAUGCUAACAUGCUUUAUUCAAUAAACCCUUUAAAUAUUAA
Molecule: messenger RNA, 739 nt
Organism: Lates calcarifer (barramundi perch)
Lineage: Eukaryota; Metazoa; Chordata; Actinopteri; Centropomidae
Exons: 2
Coding region: 172-570 (132 amino acids)
Source: RefSeq, a predicted model, not a curated record